This is a messenger RNA of Caenorhabditis briggsae, 921 nucleotides long. NCBI's taxonomy places the organism in Eukaryota, Metazoa, Nematoda, Chromadorea, Rhabditida, Rhabditidae. The record is from RefSeq and is a predicted model, not a curated record. The coding region runs from base 1 to 921 and encodes 306 amino acids. The transcript has 2 exons.
AUGUCUGCCACCGUUGAUGGUACGUCGCCGACUACUGACCGUACGCCAAGAGCACACGAGAAGAUGUCUGCAACCGUUGAUGGUACGUCGCCGACUACUGACCGUACGCCAAGAGCACACGAGAAAAUGAUGUCUGCCACCGUUGAUGGUACGUCGCCGACUACUGACCGUACGCCAAGAGCACACGAGAAAAUGAUGUCUGCCACCGUUGAUGGUACGUCGCCGACUACUGACCGUACGCCAAGAGCACGCGAGAAGAUGUCUGCCACCGUUGAUGGUACGUCGCCGACUACUGACCGUACGCCAAGAGCACACGAGAAGAUGUCUGCAACCGUUGAUGGUACGUCGCCGACUACUGACCGUACGCCAAGAGCACACGAGAAAAUGAUGUCUGCCACCGUUGAUGGUACGUCGCCGACUACUGACCGUACGCCAAGAGCACACGAGAAAAUGAUGUCUGCCACCGUUUAUGGUACGUCGCCGACUACUGACCGUACGCCAAGAGCACACGAGAAGACGUCUGCAACCGUUGAUGGUACGUCGCCGACUACUGACCGUACGCCAAGAGCACACGAGAAAAUGAUGUCUGCCACCGUUGAUGGUACGUCGCCGACUACUGACCGUACGCCAAGAGCACACGAGAAAAUGAUGUCUGCCACCGUUGAUGGUACGUCGCCGACUACUGACCGUACGCCAAGAGCACGCGAGAAGAUGUCUGCCACCGUUGAUGGUACGUCGCCGACUACUGACCGUACGCCAAGAGCACACGAGAACUUCAUCAGCAACGGACUUCGAACCAAAAGAUAUGACGAAUGGUCCAACAUGGGAUGGUACGUGGCCCAAAUAAUUUCUCUUCUCCACUUUGUCGACAAAAUGCCAAGACAUAUCUCCGAUUUCUCGAGCUUAGUUCUUUGGAAAUGA